Gadus chalcogrammus (walleye pollock) is the source of this 2195-nucleotide messenger RNA. Its product is annotated as kinesin-like protein KIF6. The transcript has 21 exons. The coding region runs from base 90 to 2195 and encodes 701 amino acids. NCBI's taxonomy places the organism in Eukaryota, Metazoa, Chordata, Actinopteri, Gadiformes, Gadidae. The record is from RefSeq and is a predicted model, not a curated record. Gene Ontology annotation, molecular function: microtubule binding; microtubule motor activity; ATP hydrolysis activity. Gene Ontology annotation, biological process: microtubule-based movement. Gene Ontology annotation, cellular component: microtubule; kinesin complex.
GCGUCCAACAAAACAACCUUGCUGCUGAUUCAAACCUAACAUGGUUAACAAAAGCAAUUCGACUGUUUAUUACCCAAAUCUCUAAUCCGAUGGCCGGCAUGGCAGAAAAAGGAACGGUGAAAGAGACGAUACAGAUAUUUGCUCGUGUGAAACCCACCCGGGAGGAAACAAGUAAGGUGUACUCUGUGAACAAUGACGAGGCAGCAGGUGCUUCUGUGGAAUUUGUGGUGCCCAAAGACCUGGGGGAUGGUUACGUUAACAACAAACUGGAGAACUACAAAUUUAGGUUCCGGAGGGUGUUCGAUCAAACUGCUGGUCAAGAGGAGAUCUUUGAAACCAUUGCUCAGCCAGUGGCAGACAGAGUGUUGGCCGGCUACAACGGCACCAUCUUUGCCUACGGCCAGACGAACAGUGGGAAAACCUUCACCAUCACCGGAGGGGCUAGGCGCUACGGCGACCGUGGGAUUAUACCCCGCACCCUCUCCUACCUGUACCAGCACAUCGUUCAGGUCAGCACCCUCUCCUACCUGUACCAGCACAUCGUUCAGGACAGCACCAUGGUCUACACCACCCACAUCUCCUACCUGGAGAUAUACAACAAUGUGUGCUACGACCUUCUGGACCGCCAACUUGAAGCAUGCAGGCUAGAGGACCUACCUACGGUAACAAUCAUGCAUGACUCUGAGCAGAAUAUCCAGCUCAGGAAUCUGUCCAUUCAGCAGUCGGCCAAUGAGGAAGAAGCCCUGAAUCUUCUCUUCCUGGGUGACACUCAUCGUAUGACUGCAGAGACCCUCCUGAACAAGGCGUCCACGCGCUCCCACUGCAUCUUCACCGUGUACCUGUGCGGGCGCCAACCGGGCUCCGCCACUGUGCGGCGCUCCAAGCUGCACCUGGUGGACCUGGCCGGGUCGGAGAGGGUCAACAAGAUGGCCCUGGGGGGCCAGCUGCUGACCGAAGCCAAGUACAUCAACGUCUCCCUGCAUUACCUGGAGCAGGUUAUCAUUUCGCUGUCGGAGAGCCGCGCCCACAUCCCCUACAGGAACUCCCUGAUGACCUCGGUGCUGAGGGACAGUCUGGGGGGCAACUGCAUGACCACCAUGAUCUCCACCCUCUCCGUGGACAAGACCAACCUCAAAGAGUCCAUGUCCACAUGCCGCUUCGCACAGCGCGUGGCUCUCAUCAAGAACGAGGCUGUGCUGAACGAGGAAGAGGACCCUGUUCUGCUGAUUGCCCGCCUGAAGAGGGAGAACCAGUCCCUCAGGGAUGAGCUUGCGAUGGUAACGGGAGAACCGAGACAAGAGCAACUCACUCAGGACGAGAUCCAGAAGUUAGAAGUGCAAGUGAAGGACUUUCUGGACGACACUGACCCAGAGGCGACACUGGCACUGGGAACCGACCUCCAAAAGAUCCGCCGCUGCUUCACUUUACUGAAGACCAUCGUAUCCGGCCUUCGACAGCAGUUGACCAUCAUCCAGGAGAAGCUAGGACGUGCUAAUGGGACUGGGAACGAGCUCACACCUCUGUCAGCAGUAGCUACAGCACCUGACUUUAUUCCCUUGAAUCGAGCGGUGCGAGGCAUCCUGAUAAGCGAGAAGGAGGAGACGGAGAAGACCAGAGACCAGGACACCACCGCUCAGCUAAAUGGACCCCGGCUGUCCAUGGGAAAAGAAGAGGCCUUUGAGAUCUUCAUGAGAGACCAUGAGGACCGCCUGACCAUUGAGGACAACAAGGCCGUCCUGAAACAAAGGUAUAUUGAAGCCAAAGGACUCGGAGUGCAGGUUAAUAAGACCAGGGACUUCCAUCAGCCCACCUGUUGCAUCAAGCGUCUGCGAGUAUACACCGAGCAGCACGACUGGAACCCGCCGCCACCGGCGUUCCAGAGCCCCGUCUCUGAGCUGCUGCUGACACUGCGUCCCUAUGAGCUGAAGAAGCAGUUAGAGAUGCGUAGGAUCCAGAGGGCUGAUCAAGACCAAAUGAACAGCAACAUUUUAUCACAGUUCAACCAUUUGACCAAAUAUCAGCAAAUUUUGUUCAAGAGCUACAUCGGCGACCUGAAGACCCUAAGGACGGAGAUCCAGCAUGUACAGCUGCUGAUGGAAAGGGCAAAGGUCAAGCUGCAGAAGGACUUCAAGGAGUGGUGGAGCGAGGAGACGCCGGGGCCGCAGGUGACAGACGCUCUAGCGCCGAUGAUCUGA